CAGUAAUGUAACGACACUCGUCUUUAGGUUUUUGACAGUUCGUCACUGUUUCUACGUCUAGUUGGUUGGAAUGGAGGCGGAGUCAACGGGAUCCGUUCUCCCUACCUGCUGCGUGCUCCCGACUCAGAGGAAACUAUUUCUGUCGGGAAUAUCUAUCUUGUCAGUGAUGGAGCGCUGGCGGGGCAGAGUGGCUCUGGUGACCGGAGCCUCGGUCGGGAUUGGGGCGGCUGUAGCCGUGGAGCUGGUCCGGCUCGGUAUGAAAGUGGUGGGCUGCGCCAGGGACGUGGGGAAAAUACAGAAACUGGCAGCAGAGUGUCAGAGCGCCGGCCACCCUGGUGUUUUGGUGCCUUUCAAGUGUGACUUGAGCAAAGAGGAGGAGAUUCUGUCCAUGUUCGCCGCAAUCAAGGAGCAGCACAAAGGCGUGGAUGUGUGCAUCAACAAUGCUGGCUUGGCUCAUCUAGAGGCACUGCUAAAUGGCAAAACCAGUGCCUGGAAAAACAUGUGGGAUGUGAAUGUUCUUGCACUGUGUAUCUGUGCACGUGAAGCUUAUCAGUCAAUGAAAGAGAGAAAUGUGGACGAUGGGCACAUCAUAAACAUAAACAGUGUGUGCGGUCAUCAAGUGCUUCCUAAUGCUGACACACAUUUCUACACCGCCACCAAGUAUGCUGUAACUGCCCUGACUGAGGGCCUGAGGCAGGAGCUGCGUGCAGAAAACACUCAUAUCCGGGCCACAAGCAUUUCUCCUGGCUUUGUGGAGACAGAAUUUGCAUCACGCCUCUACAGAGAUAAUUAUGAUAAAGCAGCUGCUUUAUACACUAUAUAUAAGCCCCUGGAAGCAAAAGACAUUGUCAGUGCCAUCACAUAUGUGCUCAGUGCCCCUCCUCAUGUUCAGAUUGGGGAGAUUUUGCUUGAAGGUCUGUAGCAGGUGUCAUGCAACUUGGCCGUGAGACCCAUCCCAAUCUUUACAUCAAAGUAGUGUGACUGGCUCUCCUUACUUCUCAACACUUCAGAUUGUAAUCAGUUCAUAGAAGGAUAAAAUAAAGGAAACUCAUCCAGCUGUU
Neolamprologus brichardi is the source of this 1061-nucleotide messenger RNA. Its product is annotated as dehydrogenase/reductase SDR family member 11-like. The record is from RefSeq and is a predicted model, not a curated record. Lineage: Eukaryota; Metazoa; Chordata; Actinopteri; Cichliformes; Cichlidae.